GCCGGAUAGAAUAGUGUUCCUCAUCUACAGGAAAAUGGACACCGAUCCCCAGUAGUAUGUAGUAUGUUGGUAGCUGCUAGAUCCCCUUCAGUUAGUGUACCCACCGCUUGACCGCAAUCAAACUCCUGCUGCGGCGCGGUGAACCGCUGCGGGAUGCACUGAGUAUGUACAAAAGUUGAAAUAAUUUCAGAGCCAGUCUCCCACUGUCGCUCUAUUCUAAUCCGUUGAUGAUAUAUAAACUUUGUUAGGAUGCUCUGCAGUGUCUGUCACUGGCCAUUUCUCAGGGUUGGAGUGGAUGACCUUUAUACUUCAUCAUUGGUGUACAUAUAAGUUUGGCCAAAGACAUGGAAUGUGCUACUAAUGCAUCAGUACCUGAACUAUUAACGCCAAAUAUCCAAGAAAUGCAAGAUACGGAUCCAUCAAAGCCGUGUGAAACGCAGGCUACCUCUAAGGAUGGACAUGCUGAAAAUUAUCGAAUUGAAAGCUUUCUUUCCUUAGACAUGUUGCAGAAAGCAAUACGUGAAUUUCAGGAAAAUACACAAAAUAAGUACAUUAUUCGACAAAAGAGUAAAGAUUUUGGCAAUGAGGCAAUGAAACCAAAGUCAAAUUUCAGAAUUCACUGGUCAAGUCGUGAUGGGCAACACGGUAAACUAAUCAAAUUCUCUGGAGUUCCCUACGUGGUUGUUGGGAGAAAAUCACUGCAGUGUCAUUUGGGAAAAGACUUCGGCCUUGCGACGAAAAAGAAGUAUGCUGCGCAAAGAGAAGAAACGCAGGCAGAAGAUCAUUCCGUCAUAAAAAGGAGACUCCUCAAACGGCGUUCCAAGAAAAUGGGCUGCCCAGCGGAAAUCUACAUAUUGCACAUUAUAAGUUACCCAGAGUUUAAGCUAAAAUCUGAUACAGAAAAACGAAAACGGAAUACAGCCAAGAGAAUCAGAGCGGCCCUUCAGCGUGAUGCAGAAAAGAUUGAAGGAAUUCAUACCUACGUAGCUAGUUUUCCAAAAAAUUCUGAUCACAAAUUCCAUGAAAAUGCAGGAUGGCUAGAAUCUUAUGCCCUGAAACGAAGACGGUACACAUCCAAGAAAAUCCAAGAGGCCAUUAAACGUGAAGUAGAAGAGAUUAAAAGAAUUCAUAACUAUGUAGCUAAUUUGCCAGAACAUUAUGAUCACAAAUUCCAUGAAGCUACAGAACGGGCUGAUUAUAAAGAUGUACAUUCUGAAAAUGAUCAAAGUGAAAGCAUUCUUUCCGUAGACAUGUUGCAGAAAGUAAUGCGUGAAUUUCAGGAAAAUACACAAACAAGCUACAUUAAUCAACAGAAGAGUCAAGAUUUUGGCAGCGAGGACGUGGACUGUGCUACUAAUGCAUCAGUACCUGAACUAUUAACGCCAAACACCCAAAAAAUGGAAGAUACAGAUCCAUCACAGCCGUGUGAAACGCAGUGUGUUCCCAUAGCAACCGGGGCCGGACGGGGUGACGUCACUUCCGACGCGACGGGAGACCCGCGACCGGAAGUGCGGCCUGGAGCAUGGGACACACACGGAGGUUGCACUGGAGGGUCACAGGCUACUUAUAAAGCUGGACAUGCUGAAAAUGAUCAAAGUGAAAGCUUUCUUUCCGUAGACAUGUUGCAGAAAGCAAUAUGGGAAUUUCAGGAAAAUACACAAACCAAGUACAUUGUUCGACAAAAGAGUAAAGCUUUUGGCAAUGAGGCAAUAAAACCAAAGUUGAAAUCCAGAAUUCACUGGUCAAGUCGUGAUGGGCAGCAUGGUAAACUAAUCAAAUUCUCUGGAGUUCCUUACGUUCUUGUUGGGAGAAAAUCACUGCAGUGUCAUUUGGGAACAGACUUCGGCCUUGCGAAGAAAAAGAAAUAUGCUGCGCAAAGAGAAAUGCAGGCAGAAGCUCAUUCCUUCAUAAAAAGGAGAAUCCGUAAACGGCGUUCCAAGAAAAUAGGCUGCCCAGCGGAAAUGUACAUAUUGCACAUUAUAAAUUUCCCAGAGUUUAAGAUAAAAUUUAAUACUGAAAAACGAAGACGGAAUGCAGCCAAGAAAAUCAGAGAGGCCCUUCAGCGUGAUGCAGAAAAGAUUGAAGGAAUUCAUACCUACGUAGCUAGUUUUCCAAAAAUGUCUGAUCACAAAUUCCAUGAAACUGCAGAACGGGUACCUCUAAGCCAAGUUUGCCCCCAAGACGAGGAUUCCACCACCUGUGAAGAAGAGCAAGACUGCCCAAGUUGAUGCAGGUGUUAUACCAUUGGGCAUAUAUAUGACAACAUGGAUAGUGAAGUCCUACAGAUAGUCUACCUAUUCCCAGACGCCCAGACACCGGUGCUUGCCGGAUAACACAACGCACAGCUGCUACCUGUUCCUAGAUGCCAAGACCACCUGUACCUGCCACAUAAACCAUACUGCUCAUCUGAUACCUGUUCUUAGAUCACCUGUACCUGCCGGAUAACACCAUACCGCUAAUCUGCUACCUGUUCUUAGAUCACCUGUACCUGCCGGAUAACACCAUACCGCUCAUCUGCUACCUGUUCCUAGACGCCCAGACCACCCGUACCUGCCAGACAACACCAUACCGCACAGCUGCUGUCUGUUCCUAGAUGCCCAGACACCGGUGCUUGCCAGAUAACACCAUACCGCACAGCUGCUAUCUGUUCCUAGAUGCCCAGACACCGGUGCUUGCCAGAUAACACCAUAACGCACAGCUGCUACCUGUUCCUAGAUGCCCAGACCACCUGUACCUUCCGGAUAAAACCAUACCGCUCAUCUUCUACCGGUUCCUAGAUGCACAGACCACCUGUACCUCCCGGAUAAAACCAUACCGCUCAUAUGCUACCUGUUCCUAGACGCCCAGACCACCUGUACCUGCCGGAUAACCCCAUACCACACAUCUGCUACCUGUUCCUAGAUGCCCAGACCACCUGUACCUCCCGGAUAAAACCAUACCGCUCAUAUGCUACCUGUUCCUAGACGCCCAGACCACCUGUACCUGCCGGAUAACCCCAUACCACACAGCUGCUAUGUGAGAGAACAGCGAGACAUUGCAUCAUGUUCAGAACAGUGAGAGCACGGACAGAAACCUGGGACGGGGCUGGGAGCAAGUAGCGGCCAGAACACCAACUUCUGCUUCAAUCCGAUCAGAUCAGAGAGUGAGCACUAUUGGUUAAUGACCCAUUACAGUCGCCUCACACUGGAAGGAAAGCAGUGAGGUGGAUGACUUUGUUUAGCAAACAGCUCAGUUUUUAGUAAAGAGAUUUUUUUUUUGUAGGGACGUGACUGCAAAGUGAUCUCACCAGGAGUUACGUGAAGUCCCCAAGACUAUAGCAGACGAAAAAAACGUCAAAUGGCAGCUGAUGCUACACAAACGGACAGAAAAAUGAAUAUCUCGAGUGAUCGCCAUGUUGUGAUAUAAUCUUUGUGUGUACAUAAAAACCUAAAUCUCUAUUUUAAAAAAAAAAAGACAAAAA
Molecule: messenger RNA, 3460 nt
Organism: Pseudophryne corroboree (corroboree frog)
Lineage: Eukaryota; Metazoa; Chordata; Amphibia; Anura; Myobatrachidae
Exons: 17
Coding region: 345-2228 (627 amino acids)
Molecular function (GO): DNA-binding transcription factor activity
Source: RefSeq, a predicted model, not a curated record